ACGACAUGUACCAUCCAUUAGUUUUGAAGACCGGCGUGGUGCUGAAGACAAGAUGCAGUUGUCUUAUUGCAGAAUGGGGGACCGUCAUCUUGCACAAGAACUGAGGCGUUGGGCGACAGAGGAGUUCGGUCUACCUCAACAGAGUCUCCCUAAUGACAGCUACUUCAAAACGCUGUGUGUUGGUUCAGGCAAGUCAAUAUGGAAAUAUAUCAUCCAGCACGUUUUUCAUCAAAAGAAUGUCAGGAUAAUGCGUGGAAAUCUUCAAUGGUACAAAGUGCUUCAAGACAAGGAGUUGAAGCAGGCGGAGGGCCAGAGUAAGGCGGCUAAGAAAAAUGAGAUUCAAGAGCAGAUAGAGCAGCUAAGACUUGAGAUCAGUCAACUGGAUUCUCAGAUCAGUGGAACAGAGGACCAGCUAGCCACAGAAGAACAUGCCAUCAAUUGUACCUGGGCGCAGGGGGAGGAGAGCCGGCGCAGGGAGCUGCUGCUGCAGGCCUUCAGACAGCGUUGCUUCAUGGAUCGUCAGGUUCUACGUGAAGACACAUGCAAAAUAAGUGGGCAUUGCCAGGCUAUGGAAGAGCUAGCCAGAAGGGCAGAGGUUGACAUGUUGUUUGGGAGUACGCCUUUUAACUGCAGUGGUGAAGAUCACCUUGCCUACUCCUCACCGGAGCCACAGAUCCUGCGUGAGUUGAGGGAACUGUGUGAUGAGAGGGUCGUCUUCUUCCAGUCUUUACAAGAGAGUGAACUGAAGAGAGCAUCCCCAGCUACUAUACAUAUGACAUGCCAACAGAGGGAUGCAGUGUUCAAAUAUUGGCUAAGUACUGUGGAGGAUGUGUUGCAUAGUUAUCCUCCAAACCAAGUCCUCUUAGCGCUGCAAUAUUUAGCUUCCAGGCAACAGAAGGAACUAGAGGAGAAAGUAGCUUCACUGGAUGUCACACAAGAUGUCACAGCUCUUCGAUUCCGCUUUGAUAGCAAUCACCUACUGGAUGUCUCCAGAGAAGAAGAGCAAGAGUUGCCACCUGUAAAGAACCUACUACAGUCAGCCUGGGAGGAGGUGGAGGAGAAUUUGAUCGAGUUGGCUCAGGCACGCUCCAGGAUCCAGCAGCUCCAAAGCCAGCUGCAGGCCCAGAAGAGGGACGCUCAGCAGGAAAUGUCAGGCCUGGAAGAUGAGCUCCACUCUGAUGCCCUUGCACUGUCUGUGUUAGAGGUGGAACUCCAAUGUGUGAUGCAGGCAGCAACCAGGGACUUUAUCAGAGAACAGUGUCUCCAUCUUGACCAGCAAGCCAAGAGCCAACAAAAGGCAGUUCAGAGCGUCCAGAGCCAAUGGCAGGGAAUCCUGGAUUUUAGGCAGCUUGUGGAUGCCAGACAGGGGCAGAUCAAGGGACUCAUUAAAGGGAACUCCAUGGCCAAAACUGAGCUGACACGUCUGCACAAUGAGUUAGGAGAAUUUGUACAGGGCAGGCUGGUGCCAAAGUUUGGAGAGGUCAUCACUGCAGCCAGCAAGCUACGGAACUCUAUUUUCCAGGAAGCCAAACAGUUUGCAGCAGUUUCUCUCCUUGCUCUGGACUACAGGACUGUAGAGGAAUUGCAAAAAAUCCCAGCAUCGUGGUUAUCCAUCCAUCGUCUGCGGUCCUCUUCUUUCCACAGCUUGUGUCAGAGCAUGUCAUUCCCACUGUACAGGGCUCCAGAGGAGUUGUGCUCUCAGGCUUGUUCCCAACACCUUGAGUUAAGCCUUCUUCGCCAGUUGCUGCAGCUUCACUCCUCUGCCCUACAGAAACUACAGAAACAAAUGGAGCAACUGCACGCACCUGAUCAAAAAGCCUUGCUGUACAGAGUCAGAGAAGAGGACCAAAGGCUUCUAAACACUUUGGUCCCCAGGGUCCAAACGCUCGCCCAGCACUACUCUAUGGGCCUUUCUUACAGCAGCCACGUCAAAACUGCCAUCUCACACUGGUGGAAUCAACCAGCACAGCAUGUUGUACCAGAGAUGAUUAAUGGAGGACUGACUCUACGACAGUGGCUCCAGAGGUGGAAGCUAGCUGCCAAGGCUGCCAAGGGAAUUUCACAUAAAGUAAUCUAACAGAGUCUCUUUAAAGCUGCAAAACUACGAGGGACUAAAUGUCAGAGGACUAUAACCAGACUUAGACUAGAAAUGUACAAAUAUGUUAGAGAUUGGCCAUGCAUAUAACUUAUACUGCCUUUUAAAAAUAGUCUUUUAUAAGCAACUAAUUCAUGUUGGUUUUGAUGUUUAACUUGUGUAAUAAAGUAUCAAUAAAAUGUUCUUGACUUGAAAUGCACAAAACACUAACGGAUGAUUGUAACACUGCCCCUUUUUUUUCACCUUGAAGAACCAGUGCUGCAUUUUUUCUUGUGGCAUCUGUGUGAGAGAGAGAGAGAGGCUGGAAAUUAUUACUUACCCGAUUUUCUCCGCUCAGUGACACUGACCACCCGAUCAUUGAUCAUGCAGUUGCAGAGCACAGCCAAGUUUUGUAGC
Messenger RNA from Lampris incognitus (smalleye Pacific opah), 2491 nucleotides. RefSeq names its product HAUS augmin-like complex, subunit 5 (gene haus5). The transcript has 20 exons. The record is from RefSeq and is a predicted model, not a curated record. NCBI's taxonomy places the organism in Eukaryota, Metazoa, Chordata, Actinopteri, Lampriformes, Lampridae. Gene Ontology annotation, cellular component: centrosome; HAUS complex. Gene Ontology annotation, biological process: centrosome cycle; spindle assembly. The coding region runs from base 53 to 2077 and encodes 674 amino acids.